This is a messenger RNA of Daktulosphaira vitifoliae (grape phylloxera), 1132 nucleotides long. Its product is annotated as nanos homolog 2-like. NCBI's taxonomy places the organism in Eukaryota, Metazoa, Arthropoda, Insecta, Hemiptera, Phylloxeridae. The record is from RefSeq and is a predicted model, not a curated record. The coding region runs from base 177 to 773 and encodes 198 amino acids. Gene Ontology annotation, molecular function: zinc ion binding; mRNA binding. Gene Ontology annotation, biological process: oogenesis; negative regulation of translation. The transcript has 3 exons. Gene Ontology annotation, cellular component: perinuclear region of cytoplasm.
GGCACACGUAUGUGUAACAGUUGGCGUAUCUUGCUUUUGAAAGUGCGAUGGAAAUUUUCUUUCAGUGUAAAAAUAGCCACCGUUCAAGUGUUUCACUCAAUUAACGUUUUAACAUUGUACAAUAAUUUAUUUUAUUAAAUUGAAAUUUAACUUUUCUUCAAACAACAGGCAAUAUUAUGAGUGACCGUAGAUUUGGAUUCAGCAGCCAUUUUCAAAACCGUUGUGCAUUAUGCCUGACUGAAGAUGACAGCAACAGAAACAUAGGUACUGCCGUUUGUCAACACAAUGCCAGUGUAGAGUCGGCACUACACUAUUUGCGUAACUAUGGAGCGCCAGUUAGUCCACCCUAUGCUUCGUACCAUAGCGGACACGAUGGGUCGACUACCACGCUACCGGCGUAUGGGGGAUCUCCACCUAUGUCGCCUAAUUACUACAAACUGGCUGAAUUUCUAUUGCGUAUGAAUCAAAUGCAAGAGAACGGUGGCCACCAAGUGCGCCAGCCGACUUCCAGACCGCCCAAACCAAAAUCUGAAUUGGGUUGUCUACGGGAAUGCGCGUUCUGCAAGAGCAACGGUGAAACUGCGGAGUUCUACAAAUCGCACUUCCUUAAAGACCCCGUUGGUCGAGUCAGAUGCCCUAUUUUGCAAAGAUAUCAGUGUCCGUUUUGUUAUGCGACCGGAGAAAAUGCGCACACUAGACGUUAUUGUCCGAAAAAUCCUAAUAAAAUGUGCUUUAUAAAGGGUGAACAAUUCGUUAAACAAAAUUUGCAAUGAGGUUAUAUUUAUUUAUAUGUUUAGUAGAUAUAAUAUAUAUUGUUGUUUUAGUAUAAAUAAUAAUUAUAGUAAUUAAUAAAAUAUUAAUUUUAUUAAUAAUUUUACGAAUAGAUAACUACAAUUAUAUUUAAAAAUAAUUUUACUUAAUUUAACAUGAUAUUUAUCAGUAUAAAUUUGAGUUUUAUUUUCUGAUCGCUUGUACACAAACUGUUUCAAUUGUUUUUAAAUUUUGUUCUAUUUGCAUGAAUGAAAAUAUUAUUUCAAAAUAUUAAAUAAUUAUUAAACAUUACAUUUACAUUAUUGCUUGUAAUGUUCUAUAUAUAAUUUGUGUUUUAAUUUAAUAAACAAUUUUAAUCAAA